AUGCUGCACACUAAUAUAACACUAUUAAUUGCAAAUACUAGUAGCCCUUCACUUGCAUCUCAAGCAACACCAAGCUGUACGUGCAUGCUCCACAAGUCUCACCACCAUUUCUUGACGCUUCCUCUUUUCCUUUCUUGCUUGCUUUCUUGCUACGCGUUAUCAUGCUCUAAAUGUAGCUUAUUUUGCUUCAAUUCCUUACUGAAUCCGGCUGUGCAUUGCAGCAGACACGAUGAUGGAUGGGAGUCACGGCUCAUCGUCGUCAAUCUCGCCGGUGCGGCCAUGGCCGCCACGGCAGCGCAGCGCGCAGGACGUCGACGAGGAGUACGGGCGCGCCUUCAAGUCGAGAUCCUUCCUGGACCUCUGGUCGCACGCCCACCGCAGCCUAAAGCACAAUCUCUCCUCCUACAAGCUGUCCUCCAGGCUCAGCUCUAGCUUCAGUGACGAUCAAGUGCCAGCCAAUGAGGAGCCGUCGUCGUGCUCGUACGCCGUGCUCAACGACUUUGUGCUUGAGCCGAGCCCGGAGACGCUCACUCGUCCCGGACACCGGCGGAGUAGACGCUGCCACGGACGACGCCGGGUGGAGGCCCUCCUGCUCGAGUACUUCGACGUCACGAGGGAGGCCUGCGAGGCGUGCUCCGCGCUGCUAGCUGCCGCCGGAGCCGCGCAGCGGCACCACCUCGUGCUCCGGCGCCUCCUCCUCCGGCUCGCCGCCGAAGGAGAUGAUCGUGCCGCAGCCGCAAGGGACGCGCUGGCGCGGCACAUUGGCAGCGACAAUCCGCUCUCGCCGGCGGGACGCCGACUCACCGGGUUCAACGACGCGCAUGCGCGCUGCGCCCCGCUCUCCAGGCGCCUCGUGGCGACGCGGCGCCGGCUGCGGAGGCUCGCCCGGGCUGCCCGGAUCGCACGGUGUGCGGCCGCCACGGCCAUUGUCGGGGCGUCUGCCGCGGCCGUCGUGGCCGCGGUCGUCCUUGCCGCGCACGCCGUCGUCGGCGUCGGCGCGGCCGCCGUCCUCACCUUCUGCGCCACCAGCACCACCAGGCCCUCGGCGCGCCGGUCAUUCUCCAUCAAUAAGUUGGCUCGCCGCUGCCACCGUGGACGGCGGAGGCGACAUGCCCGCGCGGGGGAGGCAGCGGUGGACGCGGCGGCGCGGGGCGCGUACAUCUUGGGUCGCGACCUGGACACUGUGAGCCGCAUGGUGCGUCGCGCGCACGACGAGCUGGAGCACGGGCGCGACAUGGCGCGCAUCGCGGUGGCGGCAGGUGCGGACGGCGGCGAGCGGCCGCCGCUGCUGCUGCAAGAGGUGGCGAGGGAGGAGGAGGAGUGCGGGGAGGAUCUGCGGUGCCAGCUCGAGGAGCUGGAGGAGCACGCAUGCCUCUGCCUCCUCACCAUCAACCGGAGCAGGAGGAUAGUGACGCAGGAGAUGACUACGCCUGAUGAUGGGUCGCCGUCGACGGAGACGACGUCCAAAUAUUAGCUCUUUUUCUUACUUCAGAUUAGAUACUAGCUAGCUGUUGCUUUAUGAUUAGUUGACUUGUUUAUGAGUAUUCUUUUCUUGUGAUUCAAGGGAUAAAUAGUGUG
Molecule: messenger RNA, 1578 nt
Organism: Lolium perenne
Lineage: Eukaryota; Viridiplantae; Streptophyta; Magnoliopsida; Poales; Poaceae
Product: putative UPF0496 protein 2
Source: RefSeq, a predicted model, not a curated record